Molecule: messenger RNA, 392 nt
Organism: Soboliphyme baturini
Lineage: Eukaryota; Metazoa; Nematoda; Enoplea; Dioctophymatida; Soboliphymatidae
Source: the annotation of a GenBank genome assembly
AUGGUCAAGCUUGAAGCGGGUGACGACUUCGCGGCAAUUCAUCAAGAAAUCAUCAUGAUGCGGGAGUGCAAAAACCCAAACAUCGUUAACUACUUCAACAGCUAUUUGCAAUUUUUGUUGUUCGACUUUAGUUCUUGUAGUAUAAUAUAUUUCCUUUAUUUUAGAAGGGAUAAGCUUUGGAUAGUUAUGGAGUACUGUGGCGGAGGUUCGCUUCAGGAUAUGUACCAUAUGACUGGGCCGUUGAGCGAACUGCAAAUCGCGUUCGUCUGCCGCGAAACCUUGAAGGGUUUACAGUACCUCCACAGUAUAGGAAAGAUACACCGGGACAUUAAGGUAAGCUUACAUCAAGUUCGCCGAUCAUUUCUAUUAGUUUUUAAGGAUUUUCAGUAACU